This is a messenger RNA of Lynx canadensis (Canada lynx), 2805 nucleotides long. RefSeq names its product testis specific serine kinase 4 (gene TSSK4). The coding region runs from base 1389 to 2405 and encodes 338 amino acids. The record is from RefSeq and is a predicted model, not a curated record. Gene Ontology annotation, molecular function: tau-protein kinase activity; protein serine/threonine kinase activity; ATP binding. Gene Ontology annotation, biological process: intracellular signal transduction; protein phosphorylation; microtubule cytoskeleton organization. The transcript is spliced from 5 exons. Gene Ontology annotation, cellular component: cytoplasm. NCBI's taxonomy places the organism in Eukaryota, Metazoa, Chordata, Mammalia, Carnivora, Felidae.
CUAGUGGGGACCACGCCCCCGAUGCUGCGGCCGGUGCUCUCCUCCGCCGACGGUCUUUCGGGCAGGGACUGAGGCUGAGGCCUGGCUGCGGGGACGCGGACGCCACUUUGGGGUAAGAGUCGCUGCCGGGCCGCUCGUCCGUCCCAGGGAAGACUUGGGGGCACCUGCCGGCACAGGCCGGAGAGCCGUGCCCGCCGCACGCGCCCAGUAACUGUCCAGGAAACGGAGCCCGGUUGGUGGCUGGGCCUACACCUAGUGGACGCCCAGGAGCAUUUGCCGGCUGAACCGGUGGGUCUCGCCACCGAAUGCAGAGGGCGAGCUCAGAGAGGCGGUUGAUGGCCCCCAACCCGGGCGGAGGUGAGACUUUGUGCGUCGCUGUGCUGGGACAUCGAGGGCACAGUACGUGCAAGUGUCCUGGAAUCUGCAUCUCAUCUCACUGCUCCUCUUCCAACCCGUCACGAGUGGCCUCCGCCAAAAAAUAAAUACAUAAGUAAAAAUGUCUUCCCGAGGCUGUGCUGGAAGCCUCCCGGCCAAAUAAUGACAGUCCCAUGUUCGAAGACAGGCAAGCCUGAGGCAGGUCUGGUGCGGAGACACGCAAAGAGACAGGGUGUCAGCCCUUUUAUCGGUGCUACUGUGUGAAGGAACUCUGGCUAGUCUGCUGGAUAGUGAGACCAUAUGCAGCAGAAACAAACGAUCCCAGCAAAGAUGAGACCGCUGGAAGAACCACCCAACUGAGCCCAGCUCAACUUGCAAAAAAAAAAAAAAAAAAGGUGGUUGUUUUAAGCCAGAAAAACAUUUUAAGGUUAAGAUUCCUUAGAAUAUGUUUCUACAACACCUUAUGAUGCUCUGUAAUAUUCUCACACGUGGGUUUCUCAUGCUGGAUAAUAAAACUCUAGGAGCAUAGGGUCUCUAUUGGUCUUAUUAUUUUAUCCCAGUACUCAGCCUGGUACAUAGUGGGUGCUCAAUAAACAUGAAUGGUUGAAGGGAUUAGAUCUAUGGCGGGGGCAGGCAGGGUGGGGGGGAGUCUCACCAAAUUGCAGAAGUUGCCUCUAGGAAUAUGUUCCAAAGUGCACUUCAUUCUCAAGUCUUUUGGCCAGUGGUGGAAAGAAGGUGAAUUGUGAUGUAUGUGGAACAUGGGACCUUGAGGAGUUCCGUAACCAGGAGGAGAAAGAAGUAACAACAGCUAGUGGAGACAAAAAGAACUGCUUCUCCCUUCUUCCCCCUCCACGUUUCUAGUGAGAGUUGAGCCCAGCAUCCCAGACUUGUGUGACUAUAUAGGCAAGCUUUCAAAGACUAACUUUACUUUGGUACCCUAGCCCUCAUGGCUUUCUGAGCAGAUAAUAGGCUUUUAAGUAGCAAAGCUCCCUGCUCUCAGAAAGCCCAACACCAUGCGGAAGGGAGACACCCUGGAGGUAGCACCACCCACCUCAGCCUACCGCUCUGUCAUGGAGGAGUAUGGUUACGAGGUGGGCAAGGUCAUUGGCAAUGGCUCCUAUGGGACGGUUUAUGAGGCUUACUACACAAAGCAGAAGAUCAUGGUGGCUGUCAAGAUCAUCUCAAAGAAGAAGGCCUCUGAGGACUACCUUAACAAGUUCCUGCCCCGUGAGAUACAGGUAAUGAAGGUCCUGCGGCACAAGUACCUCAUCAACUUCUAUCAGGCCAUCGAAACCACAUCCCGAGUAUACAUCAUUCUGGAGCUGGCUCAGGGUGGUGACGUCCUUGAAUGGAUCCAGCACUAUGGGGCUUGCUCUGAGCCCCAUGCUGGCAAGUGGUUCUCCCAGAUGACCCUGGGCAUCGCCUACCUGCACAGCAAGGGCAUCGUGCACCGCCUGACCCCCAGCCUUUCUGCUGCUGGUAGGGACUUAAAGUUGGAGAACCUGUUGCUGGACAAGUGGGAGAACGUGAAGAUAUCGGACUUUGGCUUCGCCAAGAUGGUGCCUUCUAACCAGACUGUGCAUGGUAGCUCUUCUUACCGCCAUAUGAACUGCUUUACCCACCUCAGCCGGACCUACUGUGGCAGCUUUGCUUAUGCCUGCCCGGAGAUCUUGCUGGGCUUGCCCUACAACCCUUUCCUGUCUGACACCUGGAGCAUGGGCGUCAUCCUCUACACUCUAGUGGUGGCCCGGCUGCCCUUUGAUGACACCAAUCUCUUAAAGCUGCUGAAAGAGACUCAAAAGGAGGUCACUUUUCCACCUAACUACUCCAUCUCCCAGGAGUGCAAGAACCUGGUCUUCCAGACGCUAUGCCAAGCCACCAAGCGUGCCACCAUCCUGGACAUCAUCAAGGAUCCUUGGGUGCUCAAGUUCCAGCCUGAGCAACCCACCCAUGAGAUCAGGCUGCUUGAGGCCAUGUGCCAACCCCCCAGCACCACUAAUCGGCACCAGUCCUUGGAAAUCAAUACCUAAAAGUGGUUAAGGGAGGGAGUUGAGAGAGGAGCAAAGCAGGAGGGUCUGGGGCUAACGAUCUUUUCUACCAAAAAUAAAUCUAUACCUGAUUUAGUUUCAUCAGGAGUCAAAGACACUCUUUCCUCAAGGGAACUAGCAGGGAACACUACUGAGUCUAAGAGGUGGAUUUCUAACCAGUCUGUAACUGGUCAUCUUGACACCUAUUAAAGUCAACACUGUAAUUCAGUAUAUAGCUCACAUGUGGCUCAGGGGGAGAGGGUGCUCAGAUGAACAUCCCUUUCGGGAAGUUUCAUUAUUCUAAGUAAAUGCUUAUUAUUACACAUCUCUGUGCAUUCUAAAUGUUCAAGCAGUGGGGCAGAGGCCCUGGUUGCUGUUUGGCCAUGGCUCUCCCUGUUUAUAA